CAUCCUAUUUCCUGCAGACGGCCGCUCUUUCCCAACGUCACUUCCAGGAGCGCGUGUAUCUUAUGUAUCGGCGUAUUUCACAUUUUUCCUCCGUGAAGCUUUCGGGCCGAGGGGAUCCAGAACAGAAUCUCCGGGUGAAACGUCUACUUAGCAGAAAUGACGGAGGCAGAAGUAAAUCCAAAAGCUUAUCCUCUUGCUGAUGCUCAACUCACCAAGACACUACUGGAUCUUGUACAGCAGUCUUGUAACUACAAACAAUUACGCAAAGGAGCCAACGAAGCCACUAAAACUUUGAAUAGAGGAAUUGCAGAAUUCAUUGUGAUGGCUGCAGAUGCUGAACCUCUUGAAAUUAUCCUUCAUCUCCCACUACUUUGUGAAGACAAGAAUGUGCCCUAUGUGUUUGUGCGUUCCAAGCAAGCCUUAGGACGGGCAUGUGGUGUUUCUCGGCCUGUUAUUGCCUGUUCCAUUACUAUCAAAGAAGGCUCACAACUCAAGCCUCAAAUUAAUUCUGUCCAACAAUCUAUUGAAAGACUAUUGGUCUAAAUCUGUCAGAAGUAACUCAAAAAAUCAAGACUGUAUAUGCAUAUUUUGUUUAAUAGCUAUUGCUUUACAAUGUAAGUCAUGUUCUUAUAAGAUGGAUGGCCAUAUAAAUGAUUAAUAAAUGUUUAUUAGGUUUCUAAA
This is a messenger RNA of Crotalus tigris (Tiger rattlesnake), 681 nucleotides long. It is a transcript of the gene SNU13, whose product is annotated as small nuclear ribonucleoprotein 13. The transcript has 3 exons. Gene Ontology annotation, biological process: ribosome biogenesis; maturation of SSU-rRNA; mRNA splicing, via spliceosome. NCBI's taxonomy places the organism in Eukaryota, Metazoa, Chordata, Lepidosauria, Squamata, Viperidae. The record is from RefSeq and is a predicted model, not a curated record. Gene Ontology annotation, cellular component: nucleolus; U4/U6 x U5 tri-snRNP complex; small-subunit processome. The coding region runs from base 157 to 543 and encodes 128 amino acids. Gene Ontology annotation, molecular function: RNA binding.